UCAAGGUUACUUCCUGUGUAAGCAAUUAGAAAUGCAAUAUUGAUCUCUUAUCAACCUCUAUGAUCAGAAGUGUUUACUCUGUGAAUUUGGGGAGCUAAUGGGGAAGUUUUGUGGGUGCAAACUCCAUGCUCUGCUCAUUGGGCUUAUCUGUGCAAUUUGCAUAGAAAUUUCAUUUUGCAGAGCAGAUACAGAGGUGGGUUGUUUGAAAGUAGAGAGAGAAGCACUUAUCAGAUUCAGAGAUGGCCUUAACGACCCCGAGAAUCGGCUUUCUUCUUGGCAAGGACCCGAUUGUUGCAGAUGGAGAGGAUUGAGCUGUGAUAAUCGAUCAGGAAAUGUCAUCAAACUUGACCUUCGUAACCCAUAUCCAAACGAUGCUGAAACUCACGGGUUUUGGAACUUGAGUGGGCAGGUAAAUUCUUCAUUACUGGAACUGAAAUUUCUUAGACAUUUGGAUUUGAGUCUUAACACAUUUGAAGACAUCCCCAUACCAGAAUUCAUUGGUUCUUUAAGAGAAUUGGGGUACUUAAAAUCUUUCUUGGAUAGCUUUGAGUGGAUUGGAGGUCUUUCUAGCCUUAAUCAACUUCUGAUGAGUGGGAUGGACCUUUCAAUUGUGGACAAGGACUCGGUAAAAUUCAUCAGCAGGCUUCCCCAUCUUAUUGAGUUACAGUUAUCAGGUUGUAACCCAACUGACAUAAACCAGGCUCUACCCAUCCUUAAUUUGACCUCUCUUAACAUCCUUGAUCUUAGUUUAAACAGCUUGAAUUCAAAGAUACCAAUUUGGUUGGGCAAUAUUAGUGGACUUGUAUCAUUAAAUAUCAGUAGUAGUGGUUUGUUUGGUCCCAUUCCAGGUGGAUUAUCUGAACUUCCACAUUUAGAAGAGCUAAAUCUAGCUCUUAAUAACAAUCUUACUGCUGAUUCUUCUGAGCUUUUGAGAGGAACCUGGGGAAAGAUUGUAACUCUGAAUCUUGCGUCAAAUUUAGUGUAUGGAAGCAACCCCAACGAAUCGAUUGAGACUCUGGUGGAUCUUGAGGUGAGCCAUAAUAAGCUGCAAGGCCAAAUUCCCUUAUCUAUGGGGAGAUUGACAGCCCUAGAAACUUUGGGGCUUGGUGGGAAUGACCUUAAUGGUUAUGUGCCAUCUAGUUUGGGGCAGCUUUCCAAGCUGGCUGUUUUGGAUAUCUCUUCAAAUCAUUUAACAGGCUUAAUUUCUGAAACCCAUUUUAGAGACCUACUCAACCUGAAAAUAUUGGACAUGUCUUCCAAUUCAUUGGUUUUCAAUUUGAGCUUAAAGUGGGUGCCUCCAUUUCGUGUUACAAAGCUUAACAUGAGAUCGCGCAAUUUGGGUAGCCAGUUUCCAAAUUGGGUUAAAAACCAAAGAGAGGUCAUGUACUUGGAUCUUUCGAACACCAGCAUUUUUUAUACAAUUCCCAACUGGUUUUGGGAUAUUUCUACAAAUCUUUCUCUGUUGAACCUUUCAAACAACCAGAUUGAAGGGCAGCUGCCAAACCCCUUCAUGAUCCAUGCAUUUGCAGAUGUUGAUCUGAGCUUUAACCUUUUUGAAGGUCUCAUUCCUAUCCCAUCAUCGGAUCUUACAAUGUUUGACCUCUCUAGCAAUCAUUUCCAUGGUCCAAUCCCCUCUAGCAUUGGAGAAUCAGCGCCUAGUAAUAUUUUCCUCUCCCUCUCUAACAAUCGUAUUACAGGCCCCAUUCCAAUGUCUAUUGGUGGCAUGAUGUAUCUUCAAGUUCUUGAUCUUUCACGGUAUAAUUUGACAGUCCAGCUUAAAAGUUUGCACCUGGAUGCUAACAAUCUUUCAAGGGGUUUCCCUUUACCAUUGAAGAAUUGUUCUGCUUUGGAAACUCUAGAUCUUGGCAAAAAUAAGUUUUCAGGAAGUAUUCCAUCAUGGAUAGAACAGAGCAUUACAGGCCUAAGAAUACUGCGCUUGAGAUUGAACAUGUUUACGGGAGAAACCCCCCCAGAACUCUUCUUUCUAAGUUCUCUUCAGGUCUUCGAUCUUGCUGACAACAAACUCUCAGGCAGCAUUCCUUCAAGUAUUGGAAAUCUCAAGGCCAGUAUGCAAACACAGAGGAGCAACCAUUAUCUCUUGUAUGGGCGGUACAGGGGAGUCUACUAUGAGGAGAGCUUAUUUGUGUCUAUGAAAGGGGAAUCACUCGAAUAUAACCGGACUCUUUCCCUUGUAACAAGCAUUGAUCUUUCUCGCAAUGGUUUAACAGGUGAGAUUCCUGAAGACCUACUGAACUUGAGGGGACUUCUUGUUCUAAACUUAUCUGGGAAUCUCUUAACUGGUAAGCUGCCUGAAAAGAUAACAUAUUUGCGAGGUUUGAUGUCCUUGGAUGUCUCAGAAAAUGGACUUUCAGGUGUCAUACCACCUGGGAUGGUAAGAUUGACUUCUUUGAGCUAUUUGAACUUAUCAUUUAACAACUUCUCAGGGGAAGUCCCCAGUGGAGGUCAACUAACAACUUUUGAAGAAUCAUCCUUUGCUGAGAAUCCAAAUUUAUGUGUACCUUGGGUUCAAAUAACUUGCAAAUUCAAUGUUCCAUCUAACCAUCCCAUUGGUGAACAAGAAACUGUUGAAAAUCCAUGGUUUGGUCUGAGUGUAGACCUGGGGUUUGGUUUUGGUUUCUUGGGAGUUUAUGUAGUUUUGUUGAUCAGAAGGCCAUGGAGUGAUGCUUACUUUCGGUUCAUGGAUAAAGUUAUUGGAUUAUGCUUCUUCUUAGUAGUAAAUAUAUACAAAUCAAGUUAUUUAAUCAACAUAAUAUAUGUCAAGAAAACCUACCAAGAUGGACUUCCUAUGAUAUUUCCUAUUGUUCAUCGUAUUAUGUAAUCGAGGAUUCUAAAUAACUGAAAGCAUAGGUCAAGGCAUAUGGCUAUUUAAAAACCAGUGCAUGAAUAAAUGACAGUUUUAUCCCAAGUUUAUAAAUACCUUCAAGACUCAAUAUUUUUCCUUUUUAUCAAAAAGCUAUUGACUUGGUAUAUAUAUUUUCACAAGCAAUAGUUAGAUAAUAAUAUGGCAGAUUAGAAUGAUUUUUCAUGAGGGUUUUCUCAAAACCAUAUUCAUAGACUUAGGUUUCUCUCAAAUUUAAUUAUUAAAAAUACAUACUUA
Messenger RNA from Amborella trichopoda, 3118 nucleotides. The record is from RefSeq and is a predicted model, not a curated record. NCBI's taxonomy places the organism in Eukaryota, Viridiplantae, Streptophyta, Magnoliopsida, Amborellales, Amborellaceae.